Myiozetetes cayanensis is the source of this 1102-nucleotide messenger RNA. Its product is annotated as hepatic lectin-like. The record is from RefSeq and is a predicted model, not a curated record. The transcript is spliced from 9 exons. NCBI's taxonomy places the organism in Eukaryota, Metazoa, Chordata, Aves, Passeriformes, Tyrannidae. The coding region runs from base 7 to 984 and encodes 325 amino acids.
GCAAACAUGGCCCAGCAGGACCCCUACGGGAACUGGCUGGGCCCCCCCGCGCCCACCACGGGCCUGGGGAGGAGACCGGGAAUUUACUCCUCCACUGGGAAAAUGUCCCCCGUGGGCGAUUUCAGACCAGGGUCCCCGGACAGUUUCGAGGCCGAUUACGACGACGUCUCCCUGGCGGAGCCGGAGCCGCCCAGCAAACCCGGCACAGUUUAUUCCCUGGCGGGCUCUCCGAGCCCCUCCCAGCCGGGCCCUCCCCCCUCCUGCGGCGCCGUCGCUUUUCCAGCGGAGCCGGAGCCCAAAAAGCGGGAUUGGGAUCGGAAUUCCCGGGGGCUGGGCCGGGCUGGGGCCGUCCUGUCCGUCCUGCUGGGGCUGAGCAUCCUGGCUGGGACCCUCCUGCUCGGGCUGGCCAUGGAAAAACACAGAGAAAUUAUGGCAGAAUUGAAGCUCCUGAAGUCAAACUGCUCGGAAAACCAGGAAUCCGUGUGGCGGGCGCUGGGGGCGGCGCAGCAGCAGCGGACGCGGCUCCGGACGUGGAUCCAGCGGCACUUCCAGGAGCUCCAGGACGUCGCAGGGCUGCUGUGCCGGACCCUGGAGGGCUCCCGGCGCUGCUCUGCGGGCUGGAGGAUGUUUGGGAAGAGCUGCUACUCCUUUUCCUGGGAAUCCUUGAGCUGGGGGGACGCCCGGGACGCCUGCGCCGACCUCGGAGCCCACCUGGUGGUCGUCGACUCCGAGGGGGAGCAGCAAUUCCUGAUGGAGAACCUGAACCGGAGCAGCUCCUACUGGAUGGGAAUCUUGGAGCAGCAGAAGGGAAAGUGGGUCUGGAUCAACGGGGAAAAUCCAACCUUCAGUUUCUGGAAGUUUUGGGACAAGGACCAGGACGAGGAGCUCAAGAACUGUGGGAUCAUCGGGCCCGGCGGGGUCUGGGACAACGACUUUUGUUCCAACCUCAAUCCCUGGAUCUGCGAGAAAUCCUGGAAUUGCUGACCCAGCCCGGCAUUUUCCCGCUUUCCCGACAAUUUACCGCCCCUCCCCCACCCCCAAACCUGCCCCACAUCCACCCAAAACGUCCAAAAAACCGCAAGCGCCCCAAAAAUCCCCAAAC